This is a messenger RNA of Sebastes umbrosus (honeycomb rockfish), 2994 nucleotides long. RefSeq names its product nuclear receptor-binding protein 2-like. Gene Ontology annotation, molecular function: protein serine/threonine kinase activity; ATP binding. Gene Ontology annotation, biological process: intracellular signal transduction; endoplasmic reticulum to Golgi vesicle-mediated transport; protein phosphorylation. The record is from RefSeq and is a predicted model, not a curated record. NCBI's taxonomy places the organism in Eukaryota, Metazoa, Chordata, Actinopteri, Perciformes, Sebastidae. Gene Ontology annotation, cellular component: cytoplasm; endomembrane system. Bases 259 to 1797 code for a protein of 512 amino acids. The transcript has 18 exons.
ACGCAUGAAGUCUGGGGGUCUAUUUCUCCACCCUGCUCAGCACAGAGACCUUGCAGUGUUGCACGGUGAGGAGACACUGAGGAGCGUCUAGUUUAUUCUCUGCAGGAUGUUUUGAGCGUCUGGUGUCGUCUGGAGGGUUUUUCUUCUUCUCCAUUGCGCACACAACAAGGGAGAGAGAGAGGGGAGCCGCUGCUGCUGGAGAAGAAGAAGGACUUUUAGUGGGUUUGGUUUGGAUAUCAGGACAUAUUCGUCGUUAAAAUGACGAUGUCCGUCCCGGAGAGGAAAUCAGGAUCUGAGGGUAAAGAGGAGGAGAGUGAGGAUGAGAGUGAGAUCCUGGAGGAGAGCCCGUGUGGACGCUGGCAGAAACGCAAAGAGCAGGUGAGCCAAGGUAAUGUUCCAGGUGUGGAGAGUGCCUCCCUGGCCAUGGACACAGAGGAGGGCGUGGAGGUGGUGUGGAACGAGGUGCUCUUCUCUGACAAGAAGGUCUUCAAAGCACAGGAGGAGAAGAUCAAGGAGAUGUUUGAGAACCUGAUGCAGGUCGAACACCCCAACAUCGUCAAGUUCCACAAGUACUGGCUGGACAUGAAGGAGAGCCAGGCGAGGGUUAUAUUCAUCACAGAGUACAUGUCGUCGGGCAGCCUCAAGCAGUUUCUGAAGAAAACAAAGAAGAACCAUAAGACUAUGAAUGUGAAGGCCUGGAAGAGAUGGUGCACCCAGAUUCUCUCUGCCCUCAGUUAUCUGCACUCUUGUGACCCACCAAUAAUCCAUGGCAACCUGACGUGCGACACCAUCUUCAUUCAGCACAACGGCCUCAUCAAGAUCGGCUCAGUGUGGCAUCGGCUAUUUGUUAAUGUGUUUCCAGAUGCCAGCGUUCACAGUAAAGCGAGGCAACAUCGCGACGAGCAGAGAAAUCUUCACUUUUUUGCUCCAGAAUAUGGAUCUGCCGCAGAUGAUUACGCCAUAGACAUUUUCUCCUUUGGCAUCUGUGCUCUAGAGAUGGCAGUACUAGAGAUCCAGGCCAACGGAGACACUGCUGUGUCCAAGGAGGCCGUCAUCAAUGCAGGUCAAUCUCUGGAAGACCCUCUCAUGAGAGAGUUCACUCAGUCCUGUUUACGUCACGAAGCGAAGAUCCGUCCUACGGCUCACGACCUUCUGUUCCACCGAGUCUUGUUCGAGGUCCACUCCCUCAAACUGCUCGCCGCCCACUGCCUCAUCAACAACCAGUACUUGCUUCCAGAAAACUGUGUUGAGGAGAAAACCAAGUCCUUUGACCCCAAUGCUGUCAUGGCGGAGAUUAAACAUGAGGACAGAGAGGGAGUUCAGCUCAAAUAUUCCCAUGUGUCCCCUUUGGAACUUGACAAGUUUCUGGAGGAUGUCAAGAACGGGAUCUACCCGUUGAUGAACUUCGCCUCGUCUCGGCCUCACCCCGUCCCUCGCGCCCUCUCCUUAUCUCAGGAGCAGGUUGAAACGGUCAAGACGCCGACUCCUGAACCCCAGGAGACAGAAACUAGGAAGGUUGUUCAGAUGCACUGUAAUUUGGAGACAAAUGAAGACGGGACCAAAACGCAUGUGAGUCACAAAGUAUUACAGCUCUCUUUGUUUCUGAAGAUGGAUGACAAACUUCACAGGCAGCUUAGCUGUGACAUCCUACCAACUGACUCCUCCAAAGACCUUGCCAGUGAACUUGUUCACUACGCCUUCAUCACUGAGGAGGACAGCGAGAAGGUAGCAGGGUUCCUGGAGGACGCCGUGUGCCGACACCGGGUCCGAGCGCUCGCCUCUGGGGCCACACAAUGAGGAGGGGUCACGACGGCGGCUGGCCCGGACAGAGGGGCCGGGGCGUUGACCACACGGAUCAAGAAAGGGAGAGGGCAGCGGACGGGAACGGAGGGACCUGACCCAGCUGGGGAUAAUAAAGGGGACAAAUACAGAAUGACGCUGGGCCUUGACAGUCAGUAAAUCAUCCCAGAGAGAAAGAGGGAACGCCAGCGCUGAGGAAGGCACCUCUUGUUGGAGGGCCGGAGGCAUCAUGGCUGUGUUCAGCAAUCCCACAACGCAGCGGAAGAUUGACAAACUCCCUGCCUAAAAGGGCUAUCACGCCUUAAGAUAUCUUGACAGUUUUCCAUAACGCCACUAUUCAGAACGGAUAUUUACAAAUGCAGCAGCUGUGUUUUCAGAAGGACGUUUUAUUGCUCAUAAGCCUCGUUUGCACUCCAGUGUCCACUACGAUUGGUGAUCAUUUACUUUGAAUUGUAAACAAAGUAAUUUACUAAAGCCUCUCUCUCCCUUACAACCCUCACUUUAUGACAGUUUUAGGAAUUUAAUAUUCCGUCCUACAUGCACUGUUAAUACUCAUUCAGUUGACUUAUUUAUUUAUGUUUAACUGUGAACAAAAGAAGCUUUGCACAAGCCUGUUUCUGCUUUAUUUUGUAUGACGUGCAGAGUUAACACAUCUCACUGCACUUUUGGGUUAAAGGCAGAGCUAAUCACACCAUGCCUAAAUGUAGAGACGAGCGAUGAGACGAUGCCUCUCUUUUAUCCUGUAGUGCUCUUAAGGGGUUUUCCCUGUGAAAGUGUUCUGAAAGCCAAAGACUUGCAAAGUGCCUGAUAUGGCAAUGUACUUUGGACAAAAUUUCCUAAUGAAACGGCGUCGUACUCAAAUUAGCAAUUUGGAAUUUAACUAAUUCAGGCUGACUUUUAGUUUUAAAAUGCUUUAAUUCUUACUAGAUCCCGUCUGCUAUCAUGAGCCCACAUAGUCAGCCUGUGUGAAUGUGAAGACGAGCUUGACACCCAGCAUUUGUAUAUUGGACAUCUGGUGACAAUGCUCUGUGCUGCAGAUAAUGUUAGUUUGGAAAGAGCUGCAGCUCGUAUACAAAAAUUUGGAAGCUGGAAGCUUGUGAAGUAAAAUCAUAGUAAUCUAUAAAUGGGAGGAAGGGUGUUGGUGAUUUGUUCUUAAGACUUAUUAAUAAAAAAUUGCCAUGUUGUUAAUAAAUA